GCUGACUCGAUUAUACCAUCCUCAGACGAUUCCUAUAUGAUGUCAUAUGUGCUUUCUCAUUGUUAUGCCAACGAAUGGUAAUUUUAAAAUGUGAAACUUUGAGGGAUGAGGGGACAUUAAGGCAACACACUCUGCGCUAAAUUCACUCCAGCUUUGUAAACAACAAUAUAUAACGGUUAUUCUGCCUGUAAGUAUGUCAUUUAUGGUUGCAACGACUCAUGGUUUCAUUGCUGACACAUUUUAUGAAGCAAUAUAUUACAGCCUGCAUGUAUGCAGCUUUGUCAUAUUGACGAAGUUUCCAUCAAUCAUAACUGUAAGUUAAGCUAACUCUAAAUUAAGCUAAGCUAAACCAGCCCACUUGGAGCCACUGCGGUGAACUAAAUGAACACUUCCGGUUGAAACCUAUUUUCCUCAUUGUCUUUUAAAUUUAGAAACAAGAGUAAUUGUAAUUUUUUUGUUUGUGAAAACUUGAUUUGGCCGAGAGUAUUUCACCUCAGAAUAUAGAUACAUUUUAAAUACAUUUUGACUUGUCAGCGCAGGAAAAGCAAGAGUAAUGGUGGCGCUGAGGAAUACUGAAGCUUCCAACAACACGUAACUCUGGGACUGGGGUUGUUCUAGUAACCACAGACAUAAAUACAUAUGUAUAUAUAUCUAUGGUUGUAACGGGCACGCCGUUGCUCUUAUUUUCUCCCUUCAUCCGGUCAUUGCGGAACUGACGAUGCAGGUAUGCUCUCAGACAAUCGGAGAUGGCAGUUGUCAAACCUGUGGGGGACUGUAUCAAGCAGGCGCCACCUACUGGACAUCAGGGUCGAUGCACUUUCCUUUGUUAGUGCAGUUUAGGCUGCUCUCAUGUCAGAACCAUGUGACGGCCCCAACACAAACAUAAUAUGAUAAAAUAUUAGAAACAUCUUAUUUAUGACUGAUCAGAAUAUUACAUCACUGACCUCCUCAUGCAAUUCCCAUGGAUCAUGAUUGAAAAAAUAUUGAAAAAACAACAAUAUGAUUAACAAAAAAACAAUGGAGACGAGCUGCCACAGGAGCCUGAAGGGAAAGUGUGAGUAUCUUUACACCUGUGCUUUAUAAGGUCGAUAUGUCUGCAGAGUGCUUAUGGUCACUGUUCGUUUCACAAGAAUGAGAGCAGCCAGGAGCUGAAAGUGUGGGCAGAGGAACAGGAUGCUGAGGACGAGUUAGGCGACAGUUUCCUGAACUGAAUCCUGAUUUCCUGUAAUCAGGUUUUGUGGACUGACAUGUUGUCUGGUUGGUGCUCGGCCCAGGACAGGAAGGCUCUGCAGUGGGUGAACCAUCCAUCGACAGAGCAUCGGUGACAGUGGCGAGGUCCAGCAGCAUCUACCGGACAGCAACCUCCUCGACACCCCAGCUGUUGUGGAGGCGUGCCAGCCUCUUUUACUUUACAUGAAUGUAUUGAAUCUGAGAGAAGACACGUGGAAAAUCAGCAAGAUGUUCACAGAGCACACACUGGCAGAGAUUUGGCUUUAUCAGAGAAAAUGGAACAAUAAUGAAGAAGGAAUAACCUGGAGGGGUUUGUUGAGGUCCUUCUUGAAGGCAGGCUGGGCCUUUCGGGACCAUGUUGGCUCUACAAUCACUGGUCACUUUCCUUCUCACCAGCCUGCUCUGUGUCAACCAGCUGCAGCCCGGCCACGCCGUGGACACUUCAGAUACAGACAGGUACAGGGGGAACCGUGAGGUCAUCACCCAACCACCUGCAUCUGAACCAGCAUCCGAACAAGACAGCAGCUUUGGAUACAAAGGGUCUCGUCUUCGCCAGGAAGACUCCCCUCCCCGCAUCGUGGAGCACCCGUCUGACCUCAUUGUGUCCAAAGGGGAACCAGCCACUCUCAACUGCAAGGCAGAGGGCCGUCCAACCCCCACGGUGGAAUGGUACAAAGACGGGGAGCGUGUCGAGACGGACCGUGACAACCCCCGUUCCCACCGCAUGUUGCUGCCCAGCGGGUCCCUCUUCUUCCUACGCAUCGUCCACGGGCGACGGAGCAAGCCUGACGAUGGCAGCUACGUGUGCGUGGCCCGAAACUAUCUGGGCCAGGCAAUCAGUCACAACGCAUCCCUGGAAGUAGCCAUUCUCCGCGAUGACUUCAGACAGAACCCAGUGGACGUGAUGGUGGCGGUGGGCGAGCCCGCGGUGCUGGAGUGCCAACCGCCUCGCGGGCACCCUGAACCCACCAUCUCCUGGAGGAAAGACGGCACCAACUUAGAUGACAGAGACGAACGGAUCACGAUUCGCAGUGGCAAGCUGAUGAUCACCAACACCAGGAAGAGCGACGCGGGGAAAUACAUCUGCGUUGGAACGAACAUGGUGGGGGAGAGGGAGAGCGAGAUCGCUGAACUCACUGUGCUCGAGCGCCCGACCUUCCUGAAGCGGCCCAGCAGUGUGGUGGUGUUGGCAGACGAGAGCGUGGAGUUCCACUGCGUUGUUCAAGGAGACCCUGUUCCCACUGUCCGCUGGAGAAAAGAUGAUUCUGACCUGCCUAAGGGCAGAUUCGAAAUCCUGGAGGACCAUACCUUGAUUGUUCGCCAAGUGACCUCCUCGGAUGAGGGCUCCUAUACAUGCGUGGUGGAGAACAUGGUCGGAAAAUCUGAAGCAUCUGCCACGCUUACUGUACACGUGCCCCCAGCAUUUGCCAUACGCCCCAGGAACCAGGUGGUGGCAGUGGGCAGGACGGUCACCUUCCAGUGUGAGGCCACCGGCAACCCACAGCCUGCUAUCUUCUGGCAGAAGGAGGGCAGCGAGAGUCUCCUCUUCUCCUCGCAGCCUCAACAGCCCUUCAGCCGUCUCUCUGUCUCCCAGAUGGGCAGUUUGACUAUUACCGAUGUUCAGCGCUCCGACGGCGGCUUCUACAGCUGCCAGGCUCUCAACAUCGCCGGCAGUGUUAUUACCAAAGCUCUGCUGGAGAUCACGGACUCUGGAUCAGACCACCCUCCUCCUGUGAUCAGGCAGGGUCCAGUCAAUCAGACCGUGCCCGUGGACAGCACAGUGGUCCUGGGGUGUCAGACGGCCGGCACCCCGCCUCCAGCAGUCCACUGGAAGAGGGACGGCGCGGUGGUGUCUCCGGUGGACUCCCGCAUGUCCAUAGCAAGCACAGGCUCACUUGAGAUUCGUUACGCUAAGCUGGGGGACACAGGCUUCUACACUUGUGUGGCUUCUAGUCCUAAUGGAGAGGCUUCAUGGACAGCGUACUUACAGGUGGAGGAGUUCGGAGUCGUCGUUCAGUCCAGUCACCCUUUAGACCCCAGCCUGAUUCCUGAUGCUCCAUCUAAACCUGAGGUGACCGACGUCGGCCGCACCUCCGUCACUCUAUCGUGGAAACUGAACCCCAGCGCUGGUGCAACGCCUACGUCCUACCUAAUCGAGGCAUUCAGUUAUACGUUAGGCAGCAGAUGGGUGACCCUAGCUGAGCAUAUCAAGACACAAACCUUUGUCCUAAAGAACCUGAAGCCUGCAACUGUCUACCUGUUUAUGGUCCGAGCGGUGAAUGCUUUCGGCCUCAGCGACCCCAGUCCGAUCUCCGACUCUGUCAGAACGCAGGAAAGCACUUCCACCAUGCAGGGAGUGGAUCACCGGCACAUUCAGAGGGAGCUGGCAGACGUGGUCAUCCACCUACACACACCGGCUGUGCUUUCAUCCUCCGCUGUCAGGGUGCAGUGGAUGGUCGAGCAGCAGUCCCCGUACAUCCAGGGUUACAAGGUGCUCUACAGGCCGUCCGCCGAGCACGGCCAGCCAGAGGGGCAGUGGAGCGUCAUGGAGGUGCGCGCCCCGCGGGAGGACGGGGUGGUGAUCGGUCAGCUGAAGAGAGGAUCCAUCUACGAGUUCAAAGUGCGCCCCUUCUUUGACGAGUUCCAGGGAGCUGACAGCGAGGUGAAAGUGGUCCGGACCUUGGAAGAAGCCCCGAGCAGAGCACCCCAGGGCGUUACGGUGACAAAGAGUGAUGCCAAUGGGACCGCCAUUCUGGUUGCUUGGAAACCGCCUCCGCAACGGGAAGAUGCCGGAGUCAUUCAGGAAUACAAGAUCUGGUGCCUGGGUAACGAGAGCCGGUAUCAUGUAAACCAGUCUGUCGACGGCUCCACGUUCUCUGUGCUCAUCCACAGCCUGGCACCUGGAAUCCGCUACAGCGUAGAGGUUGCGGCGAGCAACGGUGCCGGACCCGGGGUCAGGAGCGAUGUCACCUUCUUUCAAUUAGACUCUGCAGGCCAGAUGAUGGAUAUCAGUGAGGAGAGAGACACUCUGUCUCAGAUCUCAGAUGUCGUGAGGCAGCCGGCUUUUAUUGCGGGCAUUGGCGCCACCUGCUGGUUGGUCCUCAUGAUUUUCAGCGUGUGGCUCUACCGGCACCGCAAGAAGAGAAGUGGCCUCAGCAGCACAUACACUGGCAUCCGCAAGGUCCCAUCAUUCACCUUUACACCAACAGUCGCGUAUCAAAGAGGAGAAUCUGUGUGCAGCGCUGGCAGACCUGGCCUUCUCAGCAUGGGCGAACCUCUAAACCAGCUGUGGCUGCCAGACAACUGGCCAAAUGCGUGUGCCAAUCACAAGGACUGCAGCAUCAACUGCUGCAAUAAUGGCAACGGCACCAGUGACAGUAACAUGACAACAUACAGCCGACCAGCUGACUGCAUAGCAAACUAUGGAAACCAUCCAGAAAACAAACAGGCGGGACAGCUUGGUUCCGAGACGGCCAUUUACAGCGACGUGAACCUCUCCAACAAGCUCAACGAGAUUAAAACGUUCACCAACUCCAACUUGUGCUACGUGAGUCAGGGCGGAGACUCAGCAGCCACAUACGAACCCAUCCCAUACGCCACCACGCAGCUCAUUCAGGCCAACAUUAAGAAUAAAGCAGCCAGCGGCGGCGCUAUAGCUGAGCCUCUGGACAUACCGAGCUGGAAACAGCCCCCCAGCCUGCCCCCAAUACCCAAGGAGAUGGCUGCACAGAUGCAGUAUAACAUUAUUGAGCAGAACAUGCUAAAUAAAGAGCAUCUUCAAGGGAGCGAAGGAAUGAUCCACCCCAAAACCAUCCCCUACAACCAGAGCCGUGAUCACAGCACAGGAGGCUCGCACCACAGCUCAGACAGAGGCAGCAGCAGCACUUCAGGGAGUCAGAAUCAAAAGAAGGGAACGCGGGCUCCGAAGAUCCCAAAACAUAAUGCAGUAACCUGGGGAGAAGCCCCGUCUCCUCCUCAUGCUAAUGCCUGUGACUGUGAUGAGUACAGCCUGCCCAUGGAAAGGAAUUUUGAUCCAGAGCAGAGAAUAGAAGGCUGUCCUACUCCACCAGUCAGAGGGGCCGCUUCAUCCCCUCCUGAAGUGUCCUAUAGUCACCCACCUAUCACAGCACCACAGGGAGACCUGAGCAAUGGCCUGCAUGAUGGGGCUGAGCACCUCAGCCAACACAUCAGCAGCCACCCUCGCCCUCUUUCCCCAACACACACCUACAGCUCCAUACCCAUCUGUAUGGACCCCGAUGGGCAAGAAGACGACGAGGAAGAGGAGGAGGCAGAGGAGGAGACAGACGCGGAGCUCGCUGAAAGUCGCUACGGCCAACACGACAACCGGCAGAAGCACAAACACCAGCUGCACCACCCGUCUCCGCACAGGCUGCUCCUCCACGGGCUGGAGCAGACCCCAGCCUCGAGCAUCGGGGAUCUGGACAGAUCAGUCACAGGGUCCAUGGUUAACAGCUGGGGCUCGGCAUCUGAGGACAACAUCUCAUCAGGCAGGUCCAGUGUUGUCAGCACCUCGGAGGGAUCCUUCUUCACGGACGGCGAUUUUAACCAGGCAGUAGCCUCCUCACGGGAUAUUGUAGGCCUCCGCAUGUGCAGAUACCCGGAGGAGUCAGGCCGGCGGCACCAGCGGCCAAGCAGCCCCAUGUCCACAGACAGCAACAUGAGCCCUGCAAUAACACAUAAAAGGCCCAGGAGGCAUAAACAGAACCAGUCUGGUCAUCAGGACGAACCCAAAGACGUCUUCAAUGAUGACUCUUGCAUGCCUCUGAGUUUCUCCAGCCAGAUGUCCCACGGCGACUACAAAGUGAGGGGGGCCACGCUGCCCCGGAUGGGCUCUGGGGAGGCCCGGGGUCGACGAGGCAGCACUGGGACUCACAGGGUCAAGGAGGCUGCAUGUGAGCAGAGAGAGAGCCAAGACAAGCACAAGACUCCACACGGAGGGAAAGGAGGCAGCAGAAGCCAGCAGCACUCAGAGUUCGGGGACAUCUUUCUGUACAGCCGUCCCUCUUUCCCAUCAGGUCAAGCUCAAAGGGAGCCUGAUGGUACUAACUCGUCCAGCUUUAUGUCGUGUGGAGACUCGAGGACCAAACAGAGAGCACAGGUGGCACCUACAGGACAGGUGGAAGGGUUCCUGAAAAGCUAAGAAGCAACGCGAGCACAAAAAGGAAUUUCCUGCAGUUGCUUCAGACGAAGGACUAUGCUACCUUUAUGAUACGGAGAAAAAAAAAAAAAAGACUGCACAAUACAUGCUAUCGUUUUCUACUACAGAUUUCUCAUUAGGUGUUGGAAAAAAAAAAAAAAAAAGUGCUGCCAUCUUUAAGUCCGUGGACUUCAAAUUUGAUGCACUGUUUUAUUGUUUGCUUUUCGGGUGACCAGCUCCCAGGAGCCCGAACACGCCGGUCGCUCGGAAAAGUUAAGACGAAUGCACAUGUGAUGGCGGUCGUGAGUGUCUACACAAACAAUGUCCAUGGCGACUGCUUGAUGCGGUCCGUUACAUGAUCUUGUUGUCUUGUUAUUUUACUGUAAUUGUUAUUCAGUCAUUACCAGCCAUCUUGUAAAUUUCUUGAAAUUGUUUACUGCCACAGAAGUGCUUCAAAUUCAAAUUUUAUAUAACAGUGUUAAUGUUUUAUAGGUGAUGUACAUCUUGUCUUUGUAUUUUUAUUUUUAUUUUUUUGUUCUACUUCGGUUAUAAAAGCACAAUCACUUAAUUUUAUUCAAAGUCAUUAUUAUAUGAAUUUCAGUCUGGAGGAGAUCAGUCUUCGGAGUCUUGUUAAUCAUUUCAGCGGUUCACUUCGGGCAGGCUGAACAAAAUGAUUGUUAAUUGUGAUUGUGCAUUCGGUUGCGUACAUUUGAGCUGCUUUCAUUCAGAUUUGAACUAUCUGUUGUGUGUACUGAGAAGAGAAUUGCAUGCAGAUUCACCUGUGGGAGGUUUUACUCAACAUCUCGACGGCUUUGUCCUCGCUUCAGGGUGAUGGAAAAAAAAACCUGGUCAUGGACUGGCUCCAUUUAUUGUUUUCUACACUGAGUCUGUUUCAUUUAGUCCUGUGUUCUCUUGACCGUGGCCAUAACUUCUGGAGUAAGGCUGGACAAUAAGCUUAAUGUAGCAAAUUACUGAUAUUAAUCUGUUACAGAUCUAAAUUGACAAAUAUAUCCAUUUUAAAGAAAUGAAAUUGACUGAAUCUUAUCAGACAGCCAAUCUGUACACGGCCCAAAAACUGGAAAAAUCUUAGAAAGCCAGCACAAGAAAGUAACUAUCACUAGGCACUAAUGUAUUAAGAAUAUAUGUAUAUUGUGUAUUUAUAGUUAUAAAGUUAAAGUUACAUUGUGCUAUAGACUUUGGUCAUAUUGUCCAGCCCUAUUCUGUAAGUUAUAUAUGGAACUAAUAUGUCACUUUAACUCUCUGUUUGAAUAAAUAUUGCUGUUCCUUAAGCAACAACAAAAA
Molecule: messenger RNA, 7690 nt
Organism: Acanthopagrus latus (yellowfin seabream)
Lineage: Eukaryota; Metazoa; Chordata; Actinopteri; Spariformes; Sparidae
Product: roundabout homolog 1-like
Exons: 34
Coding region: 1586-6391 (1601 amino acids)
Biological process (GO): axon midline choice point recognition; Roundabout signaling pathway; axon guidance
Molecular function (GO): protein binding; axon guidance receptor activity
Source: RefSeq, a predicted model, not a curated record